Messenger RNA from Rosa chinensis, 1127 nucleotides. RefSeq names its product nuclear transcription factor Y subunit B-1. Gene Ontology annotation, biological process: regulation of transcription by RNA polymerase II. The record is from RefSeq and is a predicted model, not a curated record. Gene Ontology annotation, molecular function: protein heterodimerization activity; DNA-binding transcription activator activity, RNA polymerase II-specific; RNA polymerase II cis-regulatory region sequence-specific DNA binding. NCBI's taxonomy places the organism in Eukaryota, Viridiplantae, Streptophyta, Magnoliopsida, Rosales, Rosaceae. The transcript has 7 exons. Bases 172 to 705 code for a protein of 177 amino acids. Gene Ontology annotation, cellular component: CCAAT-binding factor complex; nucleus.
UAAAUUUCUGUAAAAUAACAAACAAAACCCCAAACCAACGGUGAUAAGCAUAAAGCCAAAAAAAAACCUUCUUCAUCAUUCUCUCUCGAAUCUCCAGUCGUCAGAUUUCUCUCCAAAACGCGCGAAAUACAAACCCACCGCCUCUCUCUCUACACAGGGAUUGUUCUGAUAAUGGCGGAGGCACCGACGAGUCCGGCCGGCGGGAGCCACGAGAGCGGCGGCGAGCAGAGCCCGCAGAACGGGAGCAGCAGCAACGUGAGGGAGCAGGACAGGUACCUUCCAAUCGCGAACAUCAGUCGGAUUAUGAAGAAGGCGCUGCCGCAAAACGGCAAGAUCGCCAAGGACGCUAAGGACACUGUUCAGGAAUGCGUCUCCGAAUUCAUCAGCUUCGUCACUAGCGAGGCCAGCGAUAAGUGCCAGAAGGAGAAGAGGAAGACGAUUAACGGUGACGAUUUGCUGUGGGCGAUGGCUACGUUAGGGUUUGAGGACUAUAUUGAGCCGCUCAGGAUUUACUUGGCUAGGUACAGGGAGUUGGAGGGUGAUGCAAAGGGUUCUGCGAGGGGUGGAGAAGGGUCUGCUAAAGGGAAUCCUGUUGGAGCUAUGACUGGGCAAAAUUCACAGUUUGUUCAUCAGCCACCACUGAACUACGUCAAUAGCCAAGAGGAUUAUUAUGUGCCUUUGAACAAUAUGGGGAAUGGAAAUUGAUGCUUUUCAUUUUGAUUUGAGGAAGAAGAGAAGACAUGGGUUUUGGUCACUGGUCACUUGAUCCUAAUGAUGUGUCCUCAAUAUCUUGCAAUGCAGGCACAGCAUCUGGUUGUUCCUUCCAUGCAAAGCAAUGAGUAGAAGUCUUACUUUUAUCCUAAAUCAUUGUUAAGAACUCGAAAGCGGUAAAUUGUUAAGUUGCAUUGCUUAUAGUAUCAUUGAUGUGAAUUUGAGUUAAUUUAUGUUUCCGGGGUCUCUGCUUUGGUUUGGAUAGGAAGGAUUUAAGUUGUAGAUUUGGCUUUUGGCUAUAUGUCUAGUUUAGUUGUCUGACCCCGUGUGAUGAAGUAAUGUUUAAUUGGAUGAAGUACUGAAGAACCUUGUGAAACAAAAAAAAAGGGAAUAUAAUGCAUAUUUUUCAUAUAACA